UUGUGCGUGUUUUAUUAGCACUCGUUGAAAGAAAUGGGCAAGCAGUUGAAAAUGAGUUUGGAGCCAUUGAACUUGGAACUUUUAUCACCUGUCGUGAAUAUUGGACCAUCAUCUUUGGAGACAAUGACAACAGCUCUAUUACAAGAUAACAACUGUUUACUGCAAGAAAGACAACACCUUGAGGAAUUGGACACAGGUACCCGUUCUUUUUCUCCUAGCAGAAGAAAACUACUUCAUGCAUGCGCAAAAGGAAAUGUCGAUACAGUUAGGAACCUCGUGCAAGAACAAAAAGUUUCACCCAACUUUUACAACUAUGAUAAGAGAACACCACUGCAUUUGGCAGCAGCUGAAGGACAUCUAGAAAUUGCUCAAAUACUUGUUGAGGCAGGAGCAUCUUUAACUACUUGCGAUCGGUGGGGAUGUACACCGAUCUUUGAUGCAGUGAAUGGAAAACAUCAAAGAUUGACCCAAUACCUUUUCGAUGCACUUCAGGACAACAUUGCACCCACCAGAAGACAUUCUACCUCAUGCUCAACUCCCUUUGGAAUAGAUUCACAAUAUGGUUGCUUGAAUUCUCUCUCAUCGGGACGCUGGAGUCCUUGUUCUCUGGAACGUCUCAAAAGAUAUAUGCAGAAUGAAGAAAAUACCUCAGAAGAAGCGCAAGAGAGUGAAGGAAAAAAUCGAGAUGAUCGAGGAAACUCCGAUCAACUGUAUCACAACUCAAUAUCUCACCUUCAACAAAUCAAUGAGGAAUAUACCCGGAAACAGAAAGAACUCCUUCAAAUAUUUCAACAACAGAAACAAAGCUUAGUUCGAAGAAGAAUGUCUCGAAUUUGUAUAGAUCUGGAAGAUUAAUUCUACAAACUUAUAGGAAAGAGAAAAACUGGGUACGACAAACCUCACUUUUCACGGUUCGAGGUUGAGUCGGGAUUUUCAAAGUCUUUCUGUGCAACUUGAAGCGUGGCCAGAAAAUCUUUGGAA
Messenger RNA from Galdieria sulphuraria, 981 nucleotides. RefSeq names its product ankyrin repeat containing protein. Gene Ontology annotation, molecular function: protein binding. The transcript has a single exon. Bases 34 to 855 code for a protein of 273 amino acids. The record is from RefSeq and is a predicted model, not a curated record. Lineage: Eukaryota; Rhodophyta; Bangiophyceae; Galdieriales; Galdieriaceae.